AUGGCAGCGAUCAAUCAAGUUGCGCUUCUCGCAGGUGGAUGUCAACAGAGCUGUGCAGCUCCUGUCAUUGGCCACGCCAAUGUCAUCGCGUACUGCUCUACGGCGGCAAUCUACAUGUAUACACCCAUCACAAUCACCAAGACCGCCUCCGCAGGGACACCGGCGGCAACUGAGAAGAAGAAGUUUUAUAGUUACCCUCUCACCCGCAUUUUUGCUAACGGUGUUGUUGGUGCUAUUCAUUCAUUUCACUUCAAUGAAGAAUACAUGGCGUGUGUAACAAGCACUGCGAAAACAGUCGUUUGGCGCCUUGCAGACGGAGAGAUUUUGAACAAGAAACGCGUGCCGAGUGCUGUGGGUGAAUUUUUCCGGCGUGAGGGUGGUCCGUCGGUGGUACGGGUGGCUGGAAAGCACCACAUUUUGUACGGCACGAGAACCGGCUGGGUGGUUUCCGUUAACAUGAACGAUGGAACUACCACGCAUCAACUGCGGCUUAGUAUGAAGAACCAGGGCGUCACCCCGGCCACUGUGCCCACACCCACACCCACUGUGCCCACACCCACACCCACGCUCACGCUGACACCCACACCCACGCCCACUACUCUCCUCGGCAAUCAUGACAGCAGCAGUGAUGCUCACGUGGGGAGCGUGACAUUUAUUGACGUCUCCGCAUCUCGUCCUGACAUCGUCGUUGUCAGCACCUCUGAGGGGGGAUUUUUCGUUCUCUCCAUACACCCAGCGAAUGGUAUACGGCAGAAUGCUUCACUGCGUCCAUUUCCAGCGCCGACACUUUCUGAAGAAUCACACACAACCAACGAUGCUAGCAAAGGCAAUGGCACUGCCACUGACAACGGAUGGCUUCCCGUUACAACUAUGGCGUUUGACCCGAACAAUCCCAACUUUGUUGCUAUUGGCUCACGCGACGGAGCUCUAGCUCUAGUGGACAUUGCGUCCAGCACUAUUGUACAGAAUUUCACUGUGCAGAAAGCGCCAGUGAUAUCCAUUUCUGGGCUUGCUGGUCAGGCUGGAACGUUUGUGACAGCAGAUGGUGAGAGCUCCAAGUUGGAAGUGUGGUCAGCAAACUCACGCACGGCGGUGACGGCAUGGCAUCCAAUUGCUGGCAGCGCUGUCUUUGGCGUUGCCGCCUUUGGCCCUGAGCACAUCCUCAUUGCAUUGCGCAGUGGCAGUGUUGCGGUGUUCAAUACACGUACACAACAAAUAGAAAUGCAGACGGAAGCAGGUCAUACGGACGUGAUGCAUACCUGUCGCUACGCUCAUCACGAAAAGGAUUAUCUUGCUACAACAAGUAAGGAUGGCACGAUACGGGUGUGGAACACGAAACAACUCACAUUACAAUAUACAAUUGAUGUGGGACGUGUGAUUGUGCACUCCACUGACUGGAGUUUAACUGGUAAGUAUAUUGCUGCUGGACUUAGCACUGGUGAGGUUGUUUGUUAUUACGUCGCCACACAGCGUAAACACUGGAGAGUCAGUGUGUCUGCUGUAAGCGCUGUCAAUUGUGUGUCGUGGAACUCCAGUGAGUCGGGUGGUUAUAUUGCAGCCUCACACUGUGGUGGCUUGGCUGUCAUUUCCGCACGAGACGGCAAAAUUGUGCGUCAUUACAAGACAGCUUCCCCUGUUUGUGGCAUAGAAUUUGACCCAAAACAUACGAAGCAUCUUGCCGCGGCUUGCCACGAUGGACAGGUCCUUGUGUUUCAGAUUGGUUCCAGCCGUGAAGAACCCGCACUUGUGCUUACAGGACACACUGAGGCAGCUCUCAAUGUGUCAUAUAAUCCGACUGCGACGAAUUUUCUGCUUAGCUGUGGUCAGGACACCACAUUACGGCUAUGGGAUAUUUCUUCAGGAACGUCACAUACAGCUUCUGUUUCAUGCCGUGUAUUGCGUGGACAUAAAGGUUGUGUCAAUGCCGUCGCAUGGUGCAGUAUUGCUCCUUAUAUUGCACUCUCCGCAUCCUCGGAUUGUACCGUACGGCUAUGGGAUUUGCGUAAUGGAUCCAAUGUGACAACGGUCCGUGCCCAUAAUGGGGAGGUUGUGGCAUUGAGUGGGCAUCCCGAGCGUCCGCUCGUGUUUGCCUCCGUCUCGCACGACACCAACAUUGUUUUUUGGCACUUGGGGCUACUUCGACAAGUUUACCUGGAUGCCACGCUGGGCAGACUGGAAAAUUGCACCGUAUCGGAUAGCACUUCUCUGUUGGCGACUUCGUCUGCAGCUUCCGUCUCCGUCGUGGCCGGUGAUAUUGUGCAGGAGUUAAAUAAGGACUUGAAGGAGGCCAACCUUGCACCUCACAGGCGCAUGGAACGACUUGUCCGACUCUUUGAAUUUCCAUGUGGGGCUGCAGACUUGGCGCGUGUGGCGGGGUUUGCCGGCGAUCCACAGGACAUAUCCAACACCAAGUGUACCGUUAUGCCUGCCUCACGGCUUGUCGAGGUACAUGGGAAGUGGGGGAAAACAAAUGUGGAGAAGUCGCACGGUAAAACCGUGACGAGCGCGGGUGAGGAAUACAAAAAAAUGCGUGUUAUAGAAGCAGCUGAAUCUAUGCUGCAGGUAGGAAAAGUCGCCGAUUAUUGCCAGUUGCUCGCUGAGGUAGGUGAAUGGGAUAGUGCCAUUGCCGCAGCGCCUGUUGUUAGUCGCGAGCUGUGGCGCUCUCUUUGCUUGCAGGCGGCAGAGGCUAUGGAGGCUGCUGGAAACACACGUGCUGUGCGUUAUUUCAUAAUGGCUGAGGAGAGUGCUCGCGCCGCCCGUCUUGUUGCCCGUCAGUCUGAUAAAAACUGGGAUUUGGCAGCCGUCAUCGCACAGACGUGUCCUCAACAUGUGGAGCAGGCAAGUACAGAGCCUCCACACAACACGGCAGUUGAUUCAAAUGGUGUCUCUCCUGUUGUGCAAACAUUGCUUCAUGCACGCGCCACUGCGUUGGCAUAUUCUGAUAAUCCCCGCAUUGCUGCUGCGGCUAAGCUUGUGGACGGCGCUAAUGACGACGCUGUAAUGGAUCUCAUUUACAGCGGGGAUGUGGUUAUUGCGCACCUUCUCGUUCACACCGUCCCGCUUCAGCGCCAGGCGACCAUCGAUGCUGGAUAUCACCUCUCCAUGUUGCAGUCCUGUCAACAGCACCAGUGGGAUACGGCAUUGAUUUGUGCAACACGACGUUCGAACCCUUACGACGGUCUUGCAACGGUAUUUGCAUUUUACCAACAAGCAGAGGAGAAGAUGCGUUUGACGCGCACUACUGGCGACACCUCUGCGCCUGUGAAUGAGCGGCUGAAGGCUUUUCAUGAGCAGGUCCUUUCCGAGUGUCAACGCCUUCAACUUCCGCUGGAUGCGGAAAGUAUUCAGCGGAACCACGCUGCGGAUGGACUUGGCUCCAUCAAUCAGCUGGCUGCCAUGGUGCUGUCAUCGAAAACGCCUAUAGCAGCCGUGACGAAUGAGGAACUUCUGCAAACGAUGAACAAUUUUAUAGGCAGCAUCCUUCAGGCCGCAUUGCAAGAUAUUGACAGUUUGAACGCUAUUUUUUACUUGAAGCAGGCCCUUUCAGCCACAUAUUACGUGAGUCUACCGAUUCAACCAACUACGAAAGGUACCACGUCGACAAUACCACCAGGCUUCCCAACGGUCAUUACCGGCAACGUCGCACACUCUCCGGCUGUGCGAAGGUUUCUCGCCCAGGUCUUCUUGCUUGCAUCGUUGAUCUGUGUCAAGGUGUACCGAUUCCCGAAAUUUUUGAAUCCCAUCUUUACCAAGGCUCGUGAACUGGCCGAAGGGGAUAGUCAAGUCAUGACGCUGCUCUCAAAAGUGCAGCAGGUGCUUGGCUCCUACUCCCCGCACUCCGUUGAGGUGAGCUGUGCAACUCUCGGAGCAUCUGUGCCCUGCUAUGGUGUUGAGGACGGGAUUCAGCUGAAGUCGGCCUUGACGAAGGAGCCUCUCACGGGAGAGGUGCAUCUUCUGGAGGAUGGUGUCUCUCUCAUGGGGAAGAGUGAGGCGUUACAGUGGAUGCUGUGUUGCGCCUUCUCACCCCUUGCAUCGGGGGUGCGUUUUCUUCCCCUAUAG
Messenger RNA from Trypanosoma rangeli, 4059 nucleotides. RefSeq lists its product as uncharacterized. Bases 1 to 4059 code for a protein of 1352 amino acids. Gene Ontology annotation, molecular function: protein binding. NCBI's taxonomy places the organism in Eukaryota, Euglenozoa, Kinetoplastea, Trypanosomatida, Trypanosomatidae. The transcript has a single exon. The record is from RefSeq and is a predicted model, not a curated record.